AUGCCACGUUUUAAUGUUGCAACCUAUGUGAAAGAACAAAAACGUCUGAGGGAGAAAGUUGUAUUGGAGAAUCGGCAACUAAAAUCGCUUCAAGAUGAAAUUUCUGCCGCUGCUAAACUCAAGGAAGAGAAAAGGAUGGAACUUAACAGGAUUAGAGAAAACCACCGAAGGCUUGAUAACAAGGUAAUUUAUGACAUCUUUGUGUGAAGACCAAAUUAAAAGCUACAAAAGUUCAUAGGGUUUUCGUUGUACGUUCACAGGAAUACCAUAUGAACCAUGGGAAUUUUCAUAGCAUUUCACAGUACUAUGAAAAAAAUACUAUGAUCAUUGUCCUGUUUCAUAGUUAGACCUCAUUUCACAGGAUAUUGAUCUAGUAUAAUGCUCAAUACUCCACUAGCUUGUCUAAAUGACAAACACAGACCAAAUAUAUUGAGUAGGAGGGGGUAUUAAGGACUUGGCAAACAUCUCUCCUGGACAGCCGAUGUUGCAUCCUCAGCUGUUCGUCACCCGAAAUGCAUCAUGUAACUAGCUAGUGUAUAAAUGAGAUGCGCCCUAAUGCACCCUACUUCCUGAUUUUGCUCUGCCUAGCAAAAGACGAUUUUGCUUGGCAAGGGUAAAACGUUACAAGGUGAAUGUGAAUAUGUGAAAUAGUUUGUUGUCCCUUUUCGAAAUAGGUACGAAAUUUGGUGAAAGCUAUUGAAGAUUUAAACGAUAUUCAAAACGAGCUGGUUCAACCAGACAGUACAGACCAGUCAGGUAGUGCAGCUAACCAGAAUAAUCCAACAAGUGCAUCAAGAGGAAAAUUUGCACGAGCUCAUCAUUAGCCAGGCAGCGUAGAAAAAGUACAUUCGAGGCAGCCAGGCAAAUUCAUGGGGGACAGGAUAAAAUAUCUGUAGCUGCGGAAGUAGGAAUUAUAGAUACUGCUUUGGUGAAAUGUUCAAAAGACAUUUUAGUAAUUGCAAUGUCCUCCAGUAAGAAGUUUAAUAAAUCAGUAUUGCCUAUCAUAUAUAAAAAAUCACUAAAGACCUAUGAGGCCUCUGAAGAUAAUUUAAUUAGAAGUGUUGCUGUAUAUUAUAGUGGGGGUGUAACUGGGAAAAAGAAGUAUUGUAAGAUCUAUAAGUAUAGUUGUUAUAGGCUAAACAAGGAUAAAACUAAAAAUGAACGCCUAGCAAUAGAUAGCUGCCCUUUACCUCGCUUAGUGCCAUAUAACCGCAUAAUGCCCUACAUUAAGUCCAUAUCUUUGGGUACAAUCAAUAGUGUUACUGACACACUGUGCUAUGGUUUAGAUGAAUGUGAUAAAGUAACUGGGUGCUAUCGUAACCUGAAGGAAAUGUUAAUUAAACUUGCCGAGUUUUAUCUCUCAGGUUGUACUGGGCAUUCCAUCACAUGGUUUGAGGAACCAUACACAUUUUCUGUAGGAGGGGAUGGAGCACCAUUCGGCAAAGAUGAUACGCCAUGUGCUUGGUUAAUCAGUCUGUUAAAUAUUGGUAGAGGUGUGUUAAGUAGUAACGAGAACUACCUGCUUUUCGGGGCAAAUUGUAGAGAGAGCUGUAUUGUUGUCCAGAGAUUUAUUAAAAUGCUCUUGACUGAUAUUCGGGAUAUUGAAAAAAGUGUAAUGACAUGUUCUCACAAUGGCCAACAAGUGAAUGUUAAAUUUUCUUUCACUGAACUCCCCAAUGAUAUGAAAAUGUUAGCGUUUCUCAGCGGGGAGUUGAGCAAUAGUGCCAAAUAUUUCUCAUCUUUUGCCAACUCAUCUCAAGUGAUGAUGCAAAAAACACCCAAGCUACCUUUGGGAGAGGCAUUGAAAACACUUGGAAACCUUGGAUGUAUAGUGACAGGUUGAAGGUUGUGAAUGAAGUCGAAAAGCUGAAGGCAAAGCUGUCGAAACAGCCUUUGUCAGAUGCCACUAAGAAAUCAAAGGUGACAUCUUUCAUUGCUCAAAAAAAGAGCAGACAAGAAUUUGAACCUCCCUUAGGUAAUAUUAUUGACAAGGCUCAUGUCGAGCCAUUGCAUUUAAAGAAUAAUGCAUGUGCUCUUGCACAUAGGUACCUUUUGCUAGAAGUUUUUGAGAUUUCCAAUUUACCUGAUUCCAUUAAACUGUUUUCACAAGUCCCAAGUAACUCUCCUAUAGCAAGAUAUAAAUGUGAGAUGGAGACCAAAUGUGGCCUUUCACGUCUUGCAAAGAGAAUUGUAAGAUGGUUUAACAAGAUGAAAGCGGCUAGUAAAGCUUUAGAUUAUCGAUUCACAGGCAAGGAUUCGAGGGGAUUUUUACAUAAUUUUAUGUACUUAAUUGCUGCAGUGGAACCUUUUCAAAAACAUGGUUCUAGGCAAGAAUUUACUUUACAUGUUUUGUCUUAUCUUUGCCUGAUGUUGCAUAAAUGUGUUACUCUCUUUGACCUUGUUGAUCUUCAACAUGCUUGUAAAGUUUACUUUCACGUUCAACUGUUUGUUUUUUGCUCAUCAUCCCACUGCUUGGACUUUAGGUCUUGUUGUCCCAGUUCAUGCAAAGGAGAUGAAAGUCAGGUAUGGUAUGGGGCUCGCCUUGAACUCCAUGGAAGGUCGUGA
Molecule: messenger RNA, 2565 nt
Organism: Paramuricea clavata
Lineage: Eukaryota; Metazoa; Cnidaria; Anthozoa; Malacalcyonacea; Plexauridae
Source: the annotation of a GenBank genome assembly